AUGUCGGCUGAAGAAACCAAGGCGCUACAAAAGGUCAAGGAGAAACACUCGCUCUUCACGCCAUCGCUGAAGCCCGCGCACGAAGUCAUGCUCGACUUGUUGAGGGAGAAUGAGCCCGAUACGGUUACUAUUGUGGCAGUUGGGCCGCUGACCAAUCUUGCUAUCGCUGCUGCGCAAGAUCCCGAGACGUUCUUGAAGGUCAAGGAGGUAGUCGUCAUGGGCGGUGCUAUCGAUGCGCCUGGAAAC
Alternaria infectoria is the source of this 246-nucleotide messenger RNA. RefSeq lists its product as uncharacterized. The transcript has a single exon. Gene Ontology annotation, molecular function: purine nucleosidase activity. Gene Ontology annotation, biological process: purine nucleoside catabolic process. The record is from RefSeq and is a predicted model, not a curated record. The annotation marks the transcript as partial. Gene Ontology annotation, cellular component: cytosol. NCBI's taxonomy places the organism in Eukaryota, Fungi, Ascomycota, Dothideomycetes, Pleosporales, Pleosporaceae.